AUGGCUGCCGCCCCCGCGAUAGCCAAUUGGCAAGAAUUAGCCAAAUCAAAACGCGAAUCAGUCUUUGCCAAGAUACCAAAAGACUGGCUUCUCCCUACAUCUCAGACUUCACAAUACACGGAGACCUCGGAUAUCUCAGUGCUCGACGUACCGCGGACAUGUGGCAUCUUGACCGAGAAAGAGCUGGACAUUACCGAGAACUACGAUGCUACCGAUCUGGUCAAGAUGAUGGCUGAGAAGCAGCUCAAGAGUAUUGAAGUGGUGACGGCGUUUUGUAAGAGGGCGGCUGUGGCGCAGCAGUGUGUGAGCUGUCUGACUGAAAUCAUGUUCGACGAGGCUAUGGCUCGGGCAAGAGAGUGCGAUGAAUACCUAGAGAAGAAUGGAAAAGUGCUGGGGCCGUUGCAUGGGCUACCCAUCAGUCUCAAGGACUCUUUCAACGUGCGAGGCGUACAAACAACACUCGGCUAUGUAUCAUUCAUCUCGCGCCCACCGUCUGCCACCAACUCGGCCUUGGUCACUGUCCUGCACUCUCUCGGUGCAGUCUUCUAUUGCAAAACCAAUUUGCCUCAGACCAUGAUGACUGCAGACAGCCACAACAACAUUUUCGGACGCACCUUGAACCCCAACAAGCUAUCCCACACGGCAGGCGGGUCUACCGGCGGCGAGGGCGCCCUCCUUGCCAUGAAAGGCAGCAUAAUGGGCGCCGCAACCGAUGUCGCUGGCUCCAAUCGUAUUCCAGUCAUCUGCUGUGGCGGCGCCUCUCUCAAACCCACUGCAGGCCGCGUUCCCUUUGCAGGCGGAGUUGCUGUCGGCCGCCUUGGUACUCCCAGUGCGGUACCCGUUGUCAUCGGCCCCUGUGGCCGCUCCACCCGUGACUUUGAACUUUUCAUCAAGAGCGUCGUCAGCACGCAGCCCUGGCUUCUCGAUGAAAACAGCUUAAAUGUUCCCUGGCGCUCUGUUCAGCCCUCUACCCAGCCUUUGCGCUUCGGCUUGAUCAGGGGCUUCAAAGAAUGCCCCUUGCACCCACCUGUUGCACGCGCUCUGCACACAACGGCUACAAAGCUCAAGAGCCACGGCCACGAGAUUGUGAUCUUGGACGAAAAGAUACCAGAUAUGUACAGCACCGCUCUCCUCGCAUGGAAAUACUUCCUGCUAGACCCCCGCAAGACACCAUUGCAGUUUAUCAACGCGAGCGGCGAACCGCCUAUCCCGUCGCUAUCGAAUUGCAGUUUCGCCGAGUUGAAGGACUGGGAGCCGACCCUGGACGAGCUGUGGGAUAUGAAUGUAGAAAAGGCGCGCAUACUCAAUCGAUACCACAAGCUCAUGGUUGGUGAGGGCGAGGGCGACGCAAAAGAGAAGGGCUUGGAUGCGAUUCUCAUGCCUGGAUACCAGGGUGUCGCCCCGAAACACGAUACUUAUGGUAUCCCGUUUUACACUGUGCUGGCCAGCUUGCUCAACUACCCAAGUGGAAUUUUGAAGGUCGGUAAGGCGGAGAAAGAGGCAGACAAACAAUUCGUGAACGAGGGCGUCACGUACGAGCCUGCCUAUGAUGCAGAGGAGAGUGAGGGAUUGCCGACGCAUGUGCAGAUUGUGGGCAAGAGCAUGAUGGACGAGGAGUUGGUGGAGAUAAUGAAGGUUGUCGAGGGGAUUUUGUAG
This is a messenger RNA of Exserohilum turcica Et28A, 1656 nucleotides long. RefSeq lists its product as uncharacterized. NCBI's taxonomy places the organism in Eukaryota, Fungi, Ascomycota, Dothideomycetes, Pleosporales, Pleosporaceae. The transcript is spliced from 3 exons. The record is from RefSeq and is a predicted model, not a curated record. Bases 1 to 1656 code for a protein of 551 amino acids.